This is a messenger RNA of Fusarium vanettenii 77-13-4, 1278 nucleotides long. RefSeq lists its product as uncharacterized. Lineage: Eukaryota; Fungi; Ascomycota; Sordariomycetes; Hypocreales; Nectriaceae. Gene Ontology annotation, biological process: intracellular iron ion homeostasis; iron ion transport; copper ion import. Gene Ontology annotation, cellular component: plasma membrane. The transcript is spliced from 2 exons. Gene Ontology annotation, molecular function: ferric-chelate reductase activity. The record is from RefSeq and is a predicted model, not a curated record. Bases 1 to 1278 code for a protein of 425 amino acids.
AUGAAACUUGACUUCAGCAUUACCGACUGGUAUGCGUUUGGAUUAGCGAUUAUACUCAGCCUACUGGCUCUGAGACGUGCCAUCGCGACAGUGUUCCGCUUCAUAUGCCCUCUUGCCUUUCAAAUAUGGAAUUUUCAAGCUUUCUAUCGCAUUAGAAAGAGAGUCUCUCAGUGGUCAGUGAAGCACCUGGUAUAUAGGAGCUUUUUCCGUCAUGGGAGCAGCCUGGAUACAUUUACCAGAGCCCACACCAUUCUUUUCCUCUCGUAUCUCGUAUCGAACCUUGGCUAUGUUCUCAUAAACACAUUAGACACCGCAGAAGCGUUCUCUCGAGCAGGUGUAUUAGCAGUAAUCAAUGCCGUGUUGCUUUACGUCGGCCCAUGUCUCGAUUUUGUCGCUACGGUCUUGCAUUUACGCCUUCGGAUUCAAAAACAGAUUCAUGCGACCGCUGGCUACAUGGUUGCAGUACUAUGUACCAUCCAUGCAGCUGGAAUCUUUUCAAGAUAUGGAUGGUCUGCAAUGGAUGAGACGCAUAAUCUUCUUGCUGCUCUGGUAGUGGCUCUUCUUGGUGUUUAUCUUAUGCUGAUACCUAUGAAGGCUUUGCCAGCAGUAUUUCCUUAUGAGUUCUUGCUUUUCACGCAUCACUCUAUGUCAGUCAUGAUUGGCUAUGCCAUAUGGCGUCACAUACCAGCAGACAACCACCGAAUUCGAGUAUUCCUCUAUGGUAUUGCUGGCAUCUUUCUCUCCUCCCUCGCACUUCAGACUCUAGUGACUCUGUAUAGAAACCAUUUCUGGUUUCAAUCGGUUUCCCUUAGCAAGAACGGGAGCUUUGAUUACAUCCAGGUCAAGCUGACGCUUCGCAAGCCGGUCAAGGUCGAGCCCGGGCAGUACAUCAACUUAUGGAUUCCUCUUGGUCCUAUAUCAAGCAUCCAAAGCCAUCCAUUCACGGUUGCUAAUUGGUCACCGGACGCUCAAAAAGAGCUCAAGUUAUUUGUAGAGGUCAAUAACGGCUUGACGAAGACGUUGCGGGGUAGAGUGGAGCUUGGGUUGACGUCAAAUAUUGGCAUUUUCACGGGACCAUAUGGAAGCAGAAUCACUGUUGAAAAUUACGAGACGAUCAUAUUAAUAGCGACAGGUUUAGGUGUUGUGGCUCUCACACCUUACCUGCAGUGGCUAGUGCACGCAGCCCGUAUGCGUGAAGUCCGUAUUGCACCUGUACAUCUAGUCUGGCAGAUUCCAUCCUGGAGUAGGCUUUUCUCUUUCUCUCUCUGCAUUUCCUAG